AUGAACGUUGCAGAUAGAGGAAUGCAUAUUAUUCUCAUGUAUUUGAGAAUGAAUGCUUAUACAAUAAUAUCAAUUUAAAUGCUUACCAAGGUUAAUCAAAUAUGUUCAAAUGAUGGAGAAUAAUUUUUAUCUGUUUCUGUAAAAGGUGCAAGUUUCAUGAUUAUACUCAAUUUAACUGCAUUUAUUUAUGUGAAAGCAAAAGAGAAAAUGUAGGUUUCUGAUAAUUUUUUGUUGGCUUUCUUAAACAUAUGUUGGGGAAUCAUAGAAUUUAUGAAGAGUUAUCAGACUACUGAAAUCAAUUUGAAUGAAUGCGAAUAUGUUAUUAAUAUUUAACAAAUCACAUUUUACUUUUAGGCUACUACUGCGUUAUUGGUUGUAUUAGCAUUCUUUUUCAGUUAAAUUAUUAUAAGAAUAACUAGUUUACCAAUAAGCUGUGUUUCUUUAUACCUGAUAUUUGUGAAUUAGAAAUAAAGUUGCUUGGAAGACAAUAUUUUUUACUUAAUGAUUUUUUCAACUGUGUGGUUGAUUGUAUUAGGAGUUCCAUAUAAUUUUUUUAUGAGUGCAAAUAAACGAGUGAGAGGUCCCUAUUAAUUUUUGACAAGCAUCGGAAUUCUUAUUCAGAUACCAGUUUGUGUUUUGAUCUAUCUUUAAGGAUUGAAUUAUAAGAAUGAUGCAUGCCAAACAGCAUAUAGUGCUCAAGAAAUAUAUUUAGUAAUUGCUGUAUUGCAAUUAGUGAUGCUGCUUCUAUACUUUACAUACUACAAAAAAUUCGAAAAAGAAAGAGAGAAUUAAGAAAUAUCAAAAGAAUUAGUGAAUUUAUCAACAACUACUGCAUCUACUAAAUUGUCGAGUACUAAGUACACAUUAAAAAAAUGA
Molecule: messenger RNA, 876 nt
Organism: Paramecium tetraurelia
Lineage: Eukaryota; Ciliophora; Oligohymenophorea; Peniculida; Parameciidae
Exons: 5
Source: RefSeq, a predicted model, not a curated record